AUGAUUUCGCUAGAUUUCAUCAUACGUCUGACGAACCAGGAGAACAGACGAAACAGAAGGUCGGAAACAACAAACACAAGGGAACGUCUUUUGUCGGGGGAGUUAUCGGACGGUGGCAGACGAGCCAGAGAUCAAAACGGUGUCCCGAGAGGGCAUCUUGCGGUCUACGUGGGCCGUGAUGAGAUGCAGAGGUUCGUGAUACCGACCAAGUAUCUUGAAUAUCCCGAGUUUAAGGUUUUGAUGGAUCAAGUAGCGGACGAGUUUGGGUAUGACCAUGAAGGAGGGAUUCAUAUUCGUUGUGAGGAAAGUGUCUUUGAAGAGAUUUUGUUUAGAUACAUGUCAUGUGACAAGAAGAAAUAA
Molecule: messenger RNA, 360 nt
Organism: Thlaspi arvense
Lineage: Eukaryota; Viridiplantae; Streptophyta; Magnoliopsida; Brassicales; Brassicaceae
Source: the annotation of a GenBank genome assembly